UGGAGGCUUAAGUUGCAGCCUUGGAGUGUACUGAGAAAGGGGAGGGUUGAUGGGAGGUACGGAGGGAAUGAGCACAAGAGGAGAGAGACACACACAGAGCGAGAGAGAAGCCUAUAAUUCAGAACAAAAGUAGCCAGGGCUGCAGACUUUGCCAAAAAGCCUUGCACUGUAUUGUGAGUAAAGUACAAAGAGGGGGCAUUCCUGCUGCCUCAGCACAAAUUAUAUAAAAGGGAAAGAAGAAGGAUCACCUUCCUCCUUUCUAUACAACAAGAUAACCUACCUUGCCUGUCAGCAUUGGGCCACCGCUGGGAACGAUCUGCCAGGCAUCCCCUUGCACAUGCGAGACUGUCUUUGGCUGCAAGUGAAAGCCUGUGGGAUUUGCUAGGAGGGAAAUUGCUGGCUGGUUUGUUCAGGAGAGAGCGCUGGGGCUGCUGCUGCUGCACUCUAUUCCAGCACAUGCUCUGAGAAAAGCCUUUUUUCAUGCAUUGUCCUUCCCCAUCUGUUUGAAUGGUAUGUCAUCAUGCAGACUGCCAGCAAAUGAACCAAAAGAAUCCUCUUAACUUGUGCGAGUCAUGUGACAUCAAGUUCCACAGCACCAUGCACUUUGACAAACAUAUUCGCUUUGACUUGCCUCCCCAAGGUUCGAUUCUGGCCCGUAACGUCUCCACUAGAUCAUGUCCACCACGUACCAGCCCUGCAUCGGAUGUUGAGGAAGAUGAUGAGGAAUUAAUGGAUGGAAAAGGGGACAAAAAAGCUGCAGGCCUGAAAUUAAGCAAGAAGAAAACCAGGAGACGGCACACAGAUGACCCGAGCAAGGAAUGCUUCACUCUGAAAUUUGAUUUGAAUGUUGAUAUAGAAACUGAGAUUGUACCUGCUAUGAAGAAGAAGUCACUUGGAGAGGUUUUGAUACCAGCGUUUGAGAGAAAAGGCAUUGAUCUGAAUAAAGUGGAUAUAUUUUUGGACCAGUCCAAUACACCGUUGUCGCUCAAUUUUGAAGCUUACAGAUUUGGAGGUCAUUAUCUAAAGGUUAAAGCCAAACCAGGGGAUGAAGUGAAAGUGGAACAGGCAGUGAAAGAAUUCAGAUCAUUAAGCUUGCCCAUCAUGAGGAACACAGGGGCAACCUCAGCAUUUAUAUUCAACCCAGCAGCAGAGAGGUCUGAUCAGCCGCCGUUCAGACGGGAAAACACAGAUAUCCUGGCUCCAGGAAGAAAGAGGAAGAAUAUGAAUGAAUUUCUUGGGGACGCAAGUAUUCCGGUACAAGAUCCCAUUCAGAGUUUUAGCUGCUCCAACAACGGCGCCGACACGUGGAAAAACAGGGCAGCCAGUCGCUUCAGUGGAUUCUUUGGCUCUGCGGCUACUGGACCGUUUGGAAGGGAAAUAGACAAAAUGGAGCAGCUGGAGAGCAAGCUGCAUUCAUACAGUAUGUUUGGUCUUCCCAAGUUGCCCCAGCAGCUUUGCUUUGAUCAGGACUCGUGGGAGGAAGAAGAAGAUGAUACCAACCUGACUCUUGAAGAUAGCUGGCAGGAAAUCAUUGAGGUUCCUGAGACUUUUACUAGGAGGCAGUGCCACCAGCAAGAGGCCAUUUGGGAGUUACUUUAUACAGAAGCCACAUACAUUAAGAAGCUGAAAGUGAUAACUGAUCUUUUCCUUUGUUGUCUGUUGAAUCUACAAGAGUCCGGAAUAUUAUGUGAGGUGGAGCCUGACAAGUUGUUCAGCAAUAUUCAGGAGAUCAUCCAGUUACACAGAACCCUGUGGAGCACUGUCAUGGUACCAGUACUGGAGAAGGCAAGAAAGACUAAGGGUUUACUAAACCCCCUGGACUUCCAAAAAGGAUUCAAAAUGUUUGAAUCCCUGUUUAAACCAUAUAUUAGAUACUGUAUGGAGGAGGAAGGCUGCAUGGAAUAUAUGAGAAAUCUGCAUCGGGACAAUGAACUUUUUAAGUCCUACGUAACGUGGUCGGAAAAACACAAGCAAUGCAAUCGACUGAAACUGAGUGACAUGUUGGUGAAGCCACAUCAGCGACUAACAAAAUAUCCCCUGCUGCUGAAAUCAAUCUUGAAAAAGACAGAUGACCUGCAAGUCAGAGAGUCCAUCAUUCUCAUGAUCAGCUCAGUGGAGCGUUUCAUCAAUCAUGUGAAUUCACGGAUGCGCCAAAGACAAGAACAGCAACGCCUGGCCGCAAUCAUCGGGCGCAUUGAUUCUUACGAAGCUGUGGACAGCAGCACAGAUGAAGUAGACAAGAUUCUGAAAGAAUUCUGCAGGUUAGAUUUGACAGCCCCCAUGAUUGGAACAUCUCCUGAAGAUACACGCCAACUUCUUCUAGAAGGAAGUCUAAAGAUGAAGGAAGGGAAAGAUAGCAAGAUGGAUGUUUACUGUUUCCUGUUCACUGAUCUCUUCCUCAUUACAAAGCCGGUCAAAAAAGCCGAAAGAACCAAAAUAAUUAGGCAGCCACUACUAGUGGAUAAAAUUGUAUGCAGGGAACUUAAAGAUCCAGGUUCCUUCUUGCUGAUCUAUCUGAAUGAAUUCCGCAGCGCUGUUGCUGCAUAUACAUUUCAAGCCAGUGGGCAGUCAUUGUGCAGAGGAUGGAUUGAAGCAUUUCAUAAUGCACAGAAUCUCUUGCAAAGGAUGAGACAGGAGUGUCUGCGUAACCAGCAACAGGUGGCACAUCUUCAUGAAGAGGAGGAAGAUAUGGAAAGUGGGACGUCGGCUGCAAGCUCCCCAACCAUACUGCGCCGGAGCAGUACAGACAUGUUAAACAGUCAGUCAGAUAGUUCCACUGAAACUAUCUCAGUGGUCGUCAUUGAUGCUGGCGAUGAGCUUUCGUCCCCUGAAGUUGAACAAGGACCAUUUGGCUCUCAGUCAGAUGAAACUUCGUUAAGUACAACUGCAUCAUCCAUUACGCCAACGAGAGACAUGUUUGAGAGUAUGGACUCUCCUGAAGAACACCCAGCUGUUGACUCCAACUAUUUAAAGCUGGAACCAAAUGGUUGUAGAUCUUCAUCCAUCGACAGUGCUUACGGAACUCUUUCUCCAACGUCACUGGAAGAGUUUGUAGAACAACAGCAACAGGAAAUGGCAGAUGAUGAGAGAGAAUCGGUUAGUUCCCAGCGUUCUUCAUCUCCUAAACUUCGUAGGAGAACUCCUGUUCAACUUCUACCUUGUAAAUCGAAAGUACUGAAAUCCAAGUCGGAAGCUAGCCUCGUUCAUCUGAUAACAAGCGUUCCUUUAACUAGCAAUAGUGAUGAAAUAACUCAUCUGACUCAAAGUAAAAGUCUAAGUGAACUUUUCAUGUCCCCAAGGUCUGAUAUGUUUUAUCAACCAGAUAAUAUCAAAAGAAAAUAUAUCUCCCCAAAUGGGUUUAAAAGGACCAGCAUGGUGGAGCGUACAGCCAAUCACAUGGAAGAGCAUGUCAGAAAACCCAGAUCUCAAUCAGACUGCACAGGCCGAAGAGUGGUCAACAUAGGCAGCUGCAGUAGUAGCUCCUCAGAUCUUUCUGAAUCAGAGGAAAGUGGAUCGGCAAAAUCUGUUUGUUUCACAAAUGAUCAAAAAUUACAGGAUUCAUUAUCUGAGCCCGAGCAACUUCAGUCCCUGCAAGAGUUUGAAGUGGACUCCUCAGACCAUGUCUACAGUAAAUCUUUCCCUGAACAGUUUUCUGGUGAAUUAGAAAUGGACAUUGAUAAUGUUUCUGGCAGUGCCAGAAGGACCAUGUCAGAUCCACAGUCUUCCCAACACAGAAAACUUACUUUGGCACAGUUGUACAGAAUUAGAACUACUUUACUCCUUAACUCUACAUUAACGGCUUCAGAGGUGUAAUUUCAUGGAGACAGCAGGAACUCAUGGCACCGGAUUCGGAGGAAAUGUAGUUUGAAAAAAAGUUGCAGAACACAAAUGGCCCUUCACAUGGCAGACGCUGAAGAUCGCUAAGCCCUACAGAUAUUCAAGUAGUGAACCCGGGAACUAGGAUAUGAGCUUGCAUUUGGGGCAUGACCUCUGAGGAGGUCAAACUGAAUUCAUUCUUGUGACAGGGCUUUGUGUCUCCAAACACUAAACAGCAGAGAGAUUUUACUUGCACUUUCAAAUAACUGCCAAAACUCUUCUAAGAAGUUCAGAGUUCUGGCACAGAACAUAUACUGGUGGCAUCAUAGCAUUAAAACAGCAAUCAGACCCAUACCUCAUCUGAAACAUCCAAUGGCUAUGAUGAAUAAACGUGACAAAAGAACAGAGUAACUCUGAACAUGCUUUUUCAUAUUUCCUGCUGUAAUUCACACCAGAAAUGUUUACUAAAUAGCUCAUCCAACUAAGCGCUAGUGUCAUUUUAUCCAACAGAACAAUGGAUUCCACAUGGUGCUGGCCUUUUCUAUAGCAACCGAUGACCGAAGUUGGCUUCCAUUUUCAUUUGUUGGACACGCAGGGUCUAAUUUUUCGGAAUGUGUUGGUGUGUAGCUUUAUGAAAUAUUUGAAAAAAUGUGAAAUACAUAAGUCACAGAAGUUAGAGGUUGUGUUUCUAUGAAAAUAUGCCCCACGGGGGAAACAUUUUCUUCUUUAUUCUUCUGAACUGGGCUGUUGUUCUAAAAAAAACAGAGAAACCAAAAAUGUUUACAGGAACAGUAUUAUAAUUAUUGUGAGACGUGGUGCUUGCCAAUGCUUAAAUUAUUAUUUUUUUUCAUUGAGAUUAUUUGUUUAAAUAUGAAUGUUUAUAAAUCUA
Messenger RNA from Xenopus laevis (African clawed frog), 4705 nucleotides. RefSeq names its product pleckstrin homology and RhoGEF domain containing G5 S homeolog (gene plekhg5.S). Bases 508 to 3813 code for a protein of 1101 amino acids. The record is from RefSeq and is a predicted model, not a curated record. Gene Ontology annotation, molecular function: guanyl-nucleotide exchange factor activity. The transcript is spliced from 21 exons. Gene Ontology annotation, biological process: endothelial cell migration; Rho protein signal transduction. Lineage: Eukaryota; Metazoa; Chordata; Amphibia; Anura; Pipidae. Gene Ontology annotation, cellular component: plasma membrane; cytoplasm; endocytic vesicle.